Messenger RNA from Scomber scombrus (Atlantic mackerel), 3335 nucleotides. RefSeq names its product exonuclease 3'-5' domain containing 2 (gene exd2). Gene Ontology annotation, molecular function: nucleic acid binding; 3'-5' exonuclease activity. Gene Ontology annotation, cellular component: nucleus; cytoplasm. NCBI's taxonomy places the organism in Eukaryota, Metazoa, Chordata, Actinopteri, Scombriformes, Scombridae. Gene Ontology annotation, biological process: nucleobase-containing compound metabolic process. Bases 197 to 2146 code for a protein of 649 amino acids. The transcript has 10 exons. The record is from RefSeq and is a predicted model, not a curated record.
CCGGAAGACAUGGAACAGCUCAGUGAAGAGAAACAAGUGUACAUGUGUGAGAAACUGGCGUUGCGUUGGUUAGAAACGUAAAGAGAGAUGCAGAACCUGUCCACAUUACAGACACAGAAUCAGGUGUACAUGGAAGCCCACUGACACAGGAAAGGUUUGCACUUUUCAGCCUUUCAGAAGAUCACUACGGUUAGAGAUGUCUCAUCGAGGGCCUUUAACCGCGGUCAUCACCACAGUACUGGGAGCAACUUUAGGAGGGCUGCUCAUAUGGAGAGUGUACCGCACAAAACGGAAGAGGCUGCCUUCCAUCCAAAAGGUGGCCGAUCCCGUGGAAGCUCUGCGUCCCGUGGGAAAUGAAUUUACACCAGCGGAGCAUCGACACACCCAGCCGCCGACGACACCGCCGCCUCUUCUUGAGAAGGAAUUUAAGGCGGUGGAGUGUCAGACCACGCAGCUGCCCCCCGCUACUGUACAGAUCCCGUCUUAUGAACAGCUGCUGCGGGUGAAACCGGUGAUAGUGAGCUCUGAGGAGGAAUGGCUGCAACUGUGGCCGCUGAUGCAAAAGGAGUUGUCAGUGUUCCCUGUGCUGGGGCUUGACUGUGAAUGGGUAAAGACUAAAGGCGUGUCCGUGAAGGGUCGAACCUCGGCCGUCUCACUGGUGCAGGUGGCCACGUAUUCAGGUCUGUGCGUCCUGUUCAGGCUGCUGGCGUUCCGUAACGGGCAGCAGCCAUUCCCACUCAGCUUUAUGGAAGUCCUCCGAGACCCCCACAUUUUGAAAGUCGGCGUCGGCUGCUAUGAAGAUGGCAAGCGUCUGACGCGUGACUACGGCCUGUCGCUGACAUGCACAGUCGACCUCCGCUACCUUGCCUUACGACAGAGGCAAGCUACUGUAAAUAAUGGCCUUAGUCUCAAGUCUCUGGCUGCAGAUGUGUUGAAUGUAUCUCUGGAUAAAUCCCUAGAGCUGCGCUGCAGUGACUGGGAGGCAGAUGAGUUGACACUGGAGCAGAUGACUUACGCUGCCAGAGAUGCUCAAGUUUCCAUCGCUCUGUUCCUCCAUCUACUCGGCCUCCGCCCUGAAGCCGGUCCCGCCUCUACCAGCGGGGGCUCGUACUCUGAGUUGGCCGCCCGCUGCCAGGGGCUGGUGGAUGUGCCCUUCAGGGGCCGAGGAGACGGAGACGAAAGGGCCGCCGAUGGAGAGAGGAGGCGGAGGACGCGGAAACCGCCCGUUUAUGAAAGCCCGGAGUCUGGAGAUCAGCAAGUCCCAGACCCUCGAAAGAAUAACAAGAGGAAACCGCUGGGUGUGGGCUAUUCUGCCAGGAAGUCUCCUCUCUAUGAUAACUGCUUCCUCCAUGCUCCAGAUGACCAACCUCUGUGUACCUGCGACAAGAAGAAAGCCAAAUGGUACCUAGAUAAAGGAAUAGGAGUUCUCCAGAGUGAAGAUCCUUUCGUUGUGAGGCUGCUGUUUGAGCCAUCAGGACGUCCCGACUCCCAGCAGGACUAUUAUCUCACUGCGAAGGAGAACCUCUGUGUGGUCUGUGGCAAAGCAGAUUCCUAUAUUAGGAAAAACAUCGUGCCACAUGAGUACAGACGGCAUUUUCCCACAGAGAUGAAGGACCACAACUCCCACGACAUCCUGCUGCUCUGCACCAGCUGCCACGCCGCCUCCAACGUGCACGACAGCUUCCUGAAGCAGCAGCUGGCCGAAGAGUUCGCCGCCCCUCAGGGCUGCGAGGAGGGAGUGCGCCUGCUGGAGGACGCGGACCGACGGCGGGUACGUUCGGCGGCCCGGGCUCUGCUCUCCGCCGGGGAAGGACUGCCGGAUCAGCGACGAGAAGAGCUUCAGGAUCUGAUCAAAAGCUUCCUCAACAUGAACGAGGAGCAGGAGCUGACGGAUGAGGCGCUGCAGGAGGCUGCCGGUCUGGAGACGAGGAUAUUCAACGAGGCGUACGUGCCUCACGGCCUGAAGGUGGUGCACGCUUACGCUGAGAAGGGCCUGCGGGGCCUGAUGGACCUGGAGCGUCGCUGGAGACAGCACUUCCUCACCACCAUGCACCCGCGCCACCUCCCUCCUCUCUGGUCCGUCGACCACAACCACAACAAGUUCCUCCGCAAGUACGGAGAGGAUCUGCCCAUCAAACUCAACUGACCGUCAGUCCUCACAAAAGGGCACAAGCAGCUAGAGAACGGGACAGUGAGCUUGAUUUUUUUUUUUUCAUUCACAGGUCAAAGUAUUUGAUCGAAAUUGAAACUUCAGCAGCCGCUCUCACUUUUACAAGCCAAACUGCUUUUUUUAGGACAGAAGAGAUCGUUGUUCUACCUGUCAGGAUGAAUGCACUAAUGUACCAAACGAGUCCGAAUUGUUGCCAGCAUGUGGCUGCUGUCAAGCUCUCACGCUGGUGUUAACAAGGCUGUGAUUAGUGUGCGAGUGAACACGCUGAUCUGCGACGUGCACAGUGUACCGGAGUGCCGCUGAGAUGCUGCUACAUUUCCACUUGGACCAUGAAUGAAUUCAAGCAGAGACUCUCCCUGCGGAGAGGUAAGCCAGCACUGAAUCUGAGAAACACUAACUUCACUAACAACGCCAUGGUGGACGUCAUGUGAUUGCAUAUGGACACUUUUUCUAUUAUAGAAAAUGUAUAAUUAUUUAUGAGAAAAAAAAGAUGUUAAAUUGAUUUAUGAACUGAUUUUAUAGAAAAAGCUGCAGCCUGCUCUUAAUUUCCCCCUUAAAUUUAAAGAAAACUUCCCAACCCCCCCUGCAGGUUAGCAGCUCAUUACCUCUAUCAGUCUGGGAAUACAUGAUUUGCUUUGCAGAGAGAGGGUCAUUUUAAUAUGACCUUAAAUUAUUUGGCGCUCCCCUCCUGCUUUUGUUGUCAGCCUAUUGUCUGUUUUAAGUCAAUAGAUAAAAGGAUGAGUUUCCCAGACGCAUCUUGAAAUGAAAUUUCAUCUUUGCCCUAUUCCUUUUUUAAAAAGAUGAUCUUCAUGUGGAGGUGUCUUUGGGCCUGAAUGUGUUCAUCCAUAUCACGGUUUUGGUUUGUUUUUUGUAGCAGGAGAUCAACACUAACCAGAGCAAAGUUGGCUCAUUCUGUUCAUCAUGUGUUGACACGUCCUGCUGCUGAUUCUCCUGACGGUUUGGGGAACCUUCAUGGCUCAUGUUUUAAUGUGCCUCCUAAUCCCCCCAAAAAAACCUGACCGGAGACUCAUCGCAGUGUCUGGACGUGACCUCAUUUCAUAGUUUACAGUUGUUUCAUCGCGACGUCAUCUUUACAGAAUUCAAAGUGCACAGUGGAGACAAAAAAAAGGUGCCAACUCCUGAGAUUGAUAAACUACCUUUAAAA